This is a messenger RNA of Akanthomyces muscarius, 3090 nucleotides long. RefSeq lists its product as uncharacterized. Lineage: Eukaryota; Fungi; Ascomycota; Sordariomycetes; Hypocreales; Cordycipitaceae. The transcript has 5 exons. Gene Ontology annotation, molecular function: transcription coregulator activity. The record is from RefSeq and is a predicted model, not a curated record. Gene Ontology annotation, cellular component: mediator complex. Bases 1 to 3090 code for a protein of 1029 amino acids. Gene Ontology annotation, biological process: regulation of transcription by RNA polymerase II.
AUGGAUAGCCAGCCGUCGGCCGCCCGCAGCGCGCUGCAGGAGGCGGCCAAGUACUGGUCCGAAUUCGUCGCGCGGUGCAUCGCGCAGCGGCUGAGCAGCGACCGCUUCCAGGACUUUGUGCAGCUCGUCCACGCCAAACACCCGCUGCCGCCCGUCCUCGUCGCCGACUUCUUCCUGCGCCCGCAGCCCUCCAACCACGUCAGUCUCGACCCGCGCAUUCCUCCGUACAUCCAGAUUCUCACCCAUCUCGGCUACGUUGACGCGCCGUCCAUCCUGCGCGUGCUCUACAAGUACUCGGCGUUGCACGUCUACGACAAGCCGCACGCGGACCACAAUGGCGAGACGAAGAGGGAGGAUGGCGAAGAGACAAAACAAGACAAGACGGUCCACUGGCAAGACUCGUCCUGGGCGGAAGAGGUCCUGAUGUAUCAUGUCAUUAAAAACAUGGUGGAGGGCACUGCUUUCACGGGCGCCAAGGCGGGGUUGGAGCUGAUCACCAUCACUUGCAAAUGGAUGGACCGGUUUAUCAACGUCAGCUCGACAAUUGCGGCAGAUAUCCUCACAAAUAAGCACGAUCGGCAGGGCCUUGCCGAAAUGGAGGCUGUGCGCGCAGCCCUUGCGGCGCUGCUCCUGCGGAUGGUGGACAAUCAUGCGCUGCUUCGCAUUAUUAGCAAGCCAUUUGCAAAAGGUCUUCGAAAGCAUCUAUCAGAUAGCCUUGGCAGCUUUAUACCGACUCUCCAGCCUGUAACCCCUGCAUUUGUUGAGAGACUGGAGAUUUUUCGCACGCAGACACUUGCGCAGCUUGACCCCCCUGAUAAGAAGAAAAAAGCUGCCAAUGCAGUCAUGGAUGAGCUUCUCGACUCCACCGUCGGCCUAGAGAGCUUCGUCAUUCCAGAGAUACCCAUCUCCAAUUCGAGAGCCGCGCUUUACGUGUAUCUCAACGCGGCACUCGUUGGACGUCCUGUGCUCGACGAUGCCAUGCUCUAUGCAUUUUUGAAUAAUAAAUACCAGGGAAACCAACAAUCAAGCGCAAUCGAUCUGAUCAUAGCCUCGUUUGAUCUGCUCGCCAAUGCAGUAUUUCGAAACGAAGGCCCCAAAGAUGCGAGUCUUCUACGCUCUUUUGUGGUAAAUAAGCUGCCCCUUCUGCUGUGCCAGCUGUGCCAUCCAGAAUUUUCCGCCACGUCGGCGGAAUUCUGCAUCACGGAAGCGCUCAGCCGCAUCGAUACCAGCGUCUUCCCCACAGCCUCCCUCAUGUUUGAUGAGUCGCGCAACAACAACCCUUAUAUGGAUAGCGUGCGAGAGGAAUUUUGUGCUGCAUGUGCCUUGCAUGGGCUCAUUGAAAGAGAUCACGUGGACCGCAUAUUGGGCGAAACAUCCAUGUCGUAUGACCCUUCUCUGGAAAAGGCAAACCGGGACAGGCUCGUCAGCGACUGCUUGUCAGAUUCUGGCAAGAUCCAGAACAUUAUUUCACAGCUAGACAAGGUGGACGGCAAUGUUGGCGCUGUGGCGCAUGCCAUAGUGGAGUUAAUUCGACAACUCUGUAUAAAUAAGGAUACAAUGGCACUGAAGCCUCUGUGCACGCAACUGGCCCAGAAGCCUCAGUCAUUGGAUAUCAUACUCCUGUUCGAAAAGAUCACUUCUAUCCUGGAGCCUGUGUGCAGCCUCCUUGACAACUGGAGAUACGAAGAGGAUCAGGGCGAGUACCAGCCCGUAUACGAAGAAUACGGCGCCAUUCUUCUGCUGGUGUUUGCCUUUACUUACCGCUACAACCUUUCGCCGCUGGAUAUCGGCAUCCAGUCGGUGGACUCGCAUGUAGCGAAGAUUAUUACCAAGUCGCAUAUCCUGCGGCCGCUGGACGAGUUAAGCGAGCAAGAGAUGGGACAUGUCACAGGUUGGAUCAACGGCCUCUUUGAUAACGAAACUGGUGGUCUGGGAGACGACCUGAUGUCCUCUUGCCCGCCGCACGAGUUUUAUCUGCUCGUGGCGCCGAUUUUUCAGAGUAUCAUUACUGCUUAUACAUAUGGCUACAUUAACGAUGAGAGCCUCAAGGGCGGUGUUGAAUACUUGGUCGACACAUUUCUGUUGCCGUCGCUGGUGCCGGCCAUUAGAUUCUUGUCAGACUACAUUUGGGUGGAUCAAAAGGAGCAAAAGUCUAUUGUGAAGGCUUUGCAACUGCUGCUCACACCCAGCUCCAUCUCCGGAGAAGCGAGCACUGUGCUGUCGUCGGUGAAGAAUCUCAUCGCCCAGCCACUUGAGCACGCUCUGCGAACCUAUCAGCGGCAAGAUCCCCGUAACCAGGAUAUCGAGCCGCUGCUGCGAUCGCUCAAGGAGAACAUUCCUCAGUCACGACGGACGGGCGGCGCCGAGCACCACGAGAUGGAGUCGUGGGCCAACAGCUCCAGCAACGGCCUUUUUGGCGCCAUCCGCCACACUAUGCAAGGACUGGUGCAAUGGAGUCUGCAGCCUGGCGUUAACGUCAUGCCGGCGUCGUACACCCAUCGCCAGUUCAUUGCCGGGGUGCGAAUCAUUGGCCCCAGCCGGCUCCUGCGGCUCAUCAUGGAGGAGAUUCGUCAGCAGAGCGACCUGGGCAACGCCCCGGUCGUGUACGACGUGGCGGCGGCACUGGUCGCGGCGACGGACUCAACCAACGAGGCGCCGCCGGCCAGCAGCAACUUGCUCGACACGGCGGGCACGAUGCAGUCGCCGCCGCAGCGGCCCCAGAGCCUGCGGGACGUGCUCAAGACGGCGGCCGAGGGCUACAAGCGGCUGCAGAAACAGGACCCCUUUCUGGCGGAGGCGAUGGUGCGGCUGCACCGUCGCGUGGAGACGCUGAUGGUGAUGCCGCAGGCGCAGGCCCUCCUGCCGACGACGGACAUGCCGCUGGACCUGAGCGGCGAUGCCAUCGCGGCGGCGGCGGCGGGCGCGGAUCCGCUGGCCGUGGACACGACGGGCCUGGACAUGGGAUUGGGCGGCGACCUGGACUUGUCGGGGGGUGGCGGUGAUGCCGACUUGUUUGGCGGGCUGGAUACGAGCAUGGACAUGUUUGACGGGUGGGACUCUAUGGACAUGGGCGACAUGGGAGUCAACUAG